AUGGCAACACAAACACUACUUCCUCCUUCUCCUCCUGAGUUCUCAGCCUUAACCAACCUAGACUUGAAAAAACUCCUCAUCAACUUCCUCCACAACAACACCCUCAUCUUCUUCAUCCUCCUUCCUCUUACUUCCAUCCUCACUCAAUCCACUCAAACCAUAAACCUCCUCCUUUCCAUCCCUACCACCCACCUUCUCUCCCUUCUCUCCCUUCUCCUCCUCUUCCCCAUCCUCUACUUCAAAUCCCUCCCUUCACCCGUCUACAUCCUUGACUUCGCCUGCUUCAAACCCCCAAUCACCUGCCGCAUCCCCCACUCCUCAUUCCUCGAACACAGCCGUCUUCUCAUCGAGGAAAAAAGCGUACGCUUCCAAAUGCGCAUUCUUGAACGCUCCGGCAUUGGCGAAGAAACCGGUCUCCCUCCACCUUCUCACUACCUCCCUCCCAAAGCCUCCCUUGAAGGCUCCCGCGCUGAAUCCGAACAAGUCAUCUUCUCUUGCAUCGACGAACUACUCAUCACUAAAUCUUUCAACCCUAAAAACAUCGACAUCCUCAUUGUCAACUGCAACAGCUUCUCUCCUACCCCUUCCCUCACUUCCAUGAUCGUCAACAAGUACAAGCUCAACACCAGUGUCCUCACCUUCAACCUCUCCGGCAUGGGCUGCAGUGCUAGCCCUAUCUCUCUCGGCCUUGCUAAAGAUCUCCUUCAAACUUACCCUAACUCCAAUGCACUCAUCAUCUCUACCGAGAUCAUUGUUUCUCCAAACUGGUACAUGGGCUCUGAACGUUCAAUGCUUAUAUCUAACUGUUUGUUUCGCAUGGGUGGAGCUGCCAUUCUGCUGACAAACCGAAGAUCGGAGCGCUGGCAUGCCAAGUACCAGCUCCACCACGUCGUGCGCACACACACCGGUGCCGAUGACAAAGCCUACAGGUGUCUCUACCAAGUAGAAGACUCACAAGGAAAACAAGGCAUUUCUUUAUCGAAAGAAGUCAUGCCUAUCUCCGCCGAAGCUCUCCAGAUCAACCUUAGUAAUUUGGGGCCAUUAGUCUUGCCCCUGUCUGAACAACUUCAUUAUAUAUUUAGCGUCCUUGGUCAAAAGAUCAUAAACCCUAAAUGGAAAAUUUAUAUGCCGGACUUCAAGAAGGCGUUUGAUCACUUUUGCGUGCAUGCGGGUGGCAGGGCGGUGAUCGAUGAGGUGGAGAAGAACUUGAAGCUUACGCCGGAGCAAGUGGAGGCUUCUAGGAUGACACUGUAUAGAUUUGGUAACACUUCUAGUAGUUCUAUUUGGUAUGAACUUGGCUAUAUGGAAGCUAAGGGGAAGAUGAAGAAAGGUGACAGAGUGUGGCAGUUGGGGCUUGGGAGUGGAUUCAAGUGUAACAGUGCAGUGUUGGAAUGCUUGAACACUGUUAGUUUGCCAGUCAAGACGGGUGCAUGGGCUGAUUGCAUUGAUAGGUUUCCAGUUAAAAUCCCAGAGAUUAUCAAGUUCUGAGGAGAUUGAUGAUGUUGAUGGUUAAGGUUUCAAACUUCUGUGUCUCUCGUGUUAUAUCUGUGUCUCUCUUCUUAUACUUGUUUUAAAACCUUUUCUGUGCUUUGUUUGAUCGUAAUUGUGAAAUAAUAUAUAUGUACCAUGUGAUACGAUACGAAAGAAAUUAAGUGUAUGUAUUCAAGUUGUGAUUAAU
Messenger RNA from Dioscorea cayenensis subsp. rotundata (Guinea yam), 1678 nucleotides. Its product is annotated as 3-ketoacyl-CoA synthase 5-like. Lineage: Eukaryota; Viridiplantae; Streptophyta; Magnoliopsida; Dioscoreales; Dioscoreaceae. Gene Ontology annotation, cellular component: membrane. The record is from RefSeq and is a predicted model, not a curated record. Gene Ontology annotation, biological process: fatty acid biosynthetic process. The transcript has a single exon. The coding region runs from base 1 to 1488 and encodes 495 amino acids. Gene Ontology annotation, molecular function: acyltransferase activity, transferring groups other than amino-acyl groups.